Molecule: messenger RNA, 1460 nt
Organism: Drosophila arizonae
Lineage: Eukaryota; Metazoa; Arthropoda; Insecta; Diptera; Drosophilidae
Source: RefSeq, a predicted model, not a curated record
GCAGCCAAGUGCUAAGUUUUUGCAUUGCAAUUUUGUUAAUUGUUUGCCUCAUGUAGAAGGCACUUCUAGCACGUAAAUAAUAAUUAUGCCUGGCACAGUUCUAUUACACUUGUAUCGGAGCGCACAGUAUGACAGCGAAUACGCUGAAGAGCACGCCGCACAGGAUACGCCGGAUAGGCGAAAGCCUGCAGAUGUUGACGCAGGAGGCGCGACGCACAGUUGUGCGUUAUGAGUAUAUUGUUAUAUGUCUCAUGGUGCUGGUGGCAAUCUUUUCGAUUAUCUGGAGCGUUUCCUUGCACAUGUUGUCGGGCGAUUUCAAUGCGGGAAUCAUCAGUGCCAAAAUAACGUUUAAGGAUCGCGACUUUGACCAACUGAAUGCGAAGAGCAAAGAGAUUAUCAAACAGGAUCUGCAGAAUCUGGGACAACUGUCGUAUGAAUACGAAGAAACGCCGCAACCGCUGAAGAGCGACAGCCAAACUAAGAAGCCAAAAUACAAAUUCGAACAUAUCUACGAGACAAAGGACAAUGCGCUACUGCUAGCGCGUUUGGUCAGCGAUCAGGAGCGAGCGCCGGAGGAUGUAACAACCACAACAAAUGAGCCGCCCAAGAUUGUGCCGAAUGCUGAAGCGGAUCUCAAAUUUCUGUCUAGCCAGUCUAUAGACACACAUGGCACUCGCUGGAGUCGCGGCAUUGGCGCUCAAUUUGUUUACGCCUUUCCAGUGAUAUCGGAAAUUGUGGCCAUUAUCUGGACGGCCAUGUGUCUCAUCUAUCAAACGGGCAGCAAGAAAACAUCUGUCUUGCCCAAGCCUUGGCGCAUUGUCGUGCCCUCCAUAUUGAUCUUCUCGCUGAUGAGCCUGGGCAGCGCAGCAUAUACGAUACUGACCAAUGGCUAUCUGCGCCGGCUGUGCGGGCAAUUGCGGCAGAGUCUCACUAAUCCACUGGCCAUUAGUUGUGGAGAUGCCAUUGCUCUGCUGCGUCCGCGCAUUCACGAACACAGCAUCUCGCAUGAUGCAUAUCUGGAUCUGUUUCGCUGCAGCUACAUCAUCAGCAUGAUCCUGUGGUUCCUGGCCCUGCUGAUCAUGGUGCUGCGCUAUGUGCUCGCCAUUGAUUUCCAGCUGGUUGACAUUGAGGACAUGUUCGAUCGACCGCUGCAGCCGGUCUAUACGGAGGUGCAGCAAAGCAGUCCACAGCACAAGCAGCAGCUGAGACCCAGGUCCGAGGAUGAUUUCCAGAGCGCCAAGUCACGACUCAGCGAUAUCACAGUGCCGCUGCUCGAUGCGAAGACCCAUGAACAACAACAACAACAACAGCAGCAACAAAUACACUUGACAACUGUCGCCUAAGCCUUGACUUUGUCACAAGCAAAAGCACAUCAGAAAUCUCAGGUUUAUUUUUAUACGAUUCUUUUAGCGAACAAAGCAGAGCUCCAAAGGGCGGAACUAAAAGAGAUUGAGCAAGAA